UAGAUAUUUCCUUCUCUGUUGAAAAUUAAGAUACAAGAACAAAGAGUUGUAGUCCCUACACAAGGGUUCAGCAAAGAGACAUUAAUUCCGAGAGGAAGACGAGACAUCUGAAACUCAGAUAAUUAACCUCCUCCUGGCUCCUUCUUCUCCUUCACCUCCUCCCCACCUUUAAAAGAAGAAGAAAACAGAGAAAAGUAGAGAGGAAGGAAAACCUCAAACUCCAAUCACACCCACUUGAUUGUGAUUGUGACACCUCGCUCUAUCUCUAUCUCUAUCUCUAUCUCUAUCUCCAUCUUCUGCUUAGCUACACUUCCUCUCUCAACUAGCCUCUUCCCCAGUCUUCUCACUCUCUGCUCCAUUUUCUCUUCACCUCCAUCCACAGGCCACACACACACACACACUCAACUUUAUUAAUUUCUUGUGUGCAUUGCUCCCAUGGGAAGGCACUCCUGCUGUUAUAAACAGAAGCUGAGAAAAGGACUCUGGUCUCCAGAGGAGGAUGAGAAGCUCUUGAGGCAUAUCACUAAAUAUGGCCAUGGCUGCUGGAGCUCAGUCCCCAAGCAAGCAGGUCUUCAGAGAUGCGGAAAGAGCUGCAGGUUGAGGUGGAUAAACUAUCUGAGACCUGAUCUCAAGAGAGGUACAUUCUCACAGCAGGAGGAGGAUCUCAUCAUCGAACUCCAUGCAGUCUUAGGCAACAGGUGGUCUCAGAUUGCGGCACAGUUGCCAGGAAGGACAGACAAUGAGAUCAAGAACCUGUGGAACUCUUGCAUAAAGAAGAAGCUGAGGCAGAGAGGCAUUGACCCCAACACCCACAAGCCCCUCACUGAGACCAAUGAGCCUGGAGAAGAUAUUAAGGCAGCUCCGCCCAACAGCAGUGACAACAAGUCCAGCUCCAAGCAACUACAACUCCUUGUCUCCACCGAGCCAGCUCCUCCGCCACCACCAUUUAUGCACUUGGAGGAUGGGUACCACCAAGCUGAGUGCUCAACCUCUAAUAAGAAUUCAAUCACAACUACUAAAGAACUUUUUCAGCUGGUCACCUGUCAUGAGAGCUCAUCCAACUCAAUGAGCUAUGUCCAUCUUCCACAGUUGACAGCAUCGAAUCCUCUCCUCUGGUUCAGUCAGAACCCGGAGCUCAACUGCAGCAACAGCACAGCAAUUCCAUCAGCUUCAACAAGCUCAAUGAUGCUUCCAGUCCCCACCUCCUCUAUGGGUCUGAUCACUCCACAGUGUAUUCCCAGUUAUUGGGAAGCUGGUCAACCCAGCAGCAACAGCAGCGGAAGCACCAUAAACAGUGCUGCUAAUGGAAUUGAGUUGCAGAGAGGUGCUGCUUCCUUCUUUGACAACGCUAUUUUUCAAUGGUCAGACCUGACGCAUUCUUCUAAAGAAGCUCAAAUCCAACAACCGGAAAGCGAGCCAGAGGACCUCAAAUGGUCCGAGUACCUCCAGGGCACGUUCUCAAUGUCAGCCGCCAUCCAUGGCCAAAACCAAAACCAAAACCAAAGCCAAAGCCAUAGCCAUAGCCAACCUUUGUACAGUGACAUGAAAACAGAGAACCAAUUUGAAAAUAUGGAUGAGUUGAAUUCUUGGCACCAGAACCAGCAUCAGCAGCCGCUGCAGCCUCCAGACAUGUACGAAAAGGAUUUCCAGAGAAUGAAUAUCCACAGCUUUUGAACAUGAUUUUAACCAGUUCAUUGAGGCAAGAGAGGAGGACAUAUAUAAACCGUAUACUACAGGGGCAAGUUGAAAUCUUUUUUCUUUUUUCUUUUUUUAAACUGAAUUUUGAUUGUGGAUAUUUAAGGCUGCAUCCGAGCUGUGUGAUAUGCCAUGGAUUAUCAUCCUGUAAAUAGGCUUGCGAAAAAAAAAAAGAUUAAACAAAACAAGUCGUCCCUUGUUCAUCUCUGAAAUACUUUGUUGUGCAGUGUGACCAAGCUCAGCCUCAGCCCACCUUAGCUCCUCUCAAGAGUGAAGAGGGUGGGGUAAGUGCAGAAUAAAGUUUGUUUGCAAUGUUUUUUGCAUUUUGUUUUCUA
Messenger RNA from Dioscorea cayenensis subsp. rotundata (Guinea yam), 2030 nucleotides. RefSeq names its product transcription factor MYB61-like. The record is from RefSeq and is a predicted model, not a curated record. Lineage: Eukaryota; Viridiplantae; Streptophyta; Magnoliopsida; Dioscoreales; Dioscoreaceae. The coding region runs from base 436 to 1674 and encodes 412 amino acids. The transcript is spliced from 3 exons. Gene Ontology annotation, biological process: regulation of stomatal movement.